This is a messenger RNA of Heterobilharzia americana, 872 nucleotides long. NCBI's taxonomy places the organism in Eukaryota, Metazoa, Platyhelminthes, Trematoda, Strigeidida, Schistosomatidae. The record is from the annotation of a GenBank genome assembly.
ACACACACACACACACACACACAAUGGAGUGCAAACACCAUUGUCGAUGAUAAAGCUCCAUGUCUGUCGGUUGUGAUGACAAAGAUUGUAAAUGGCAAACCUGCAUGUGCAACCCGACAAAUUACCCUAUCGCCGCAUCCAUCAUCUCAGCAUACAUCAAAAAUACACUGACAUAUCCGGCGGCUACUCAUAAAACACAAACACAAGACAAAACUCAAAAUCAUCAGAAUAUAUCAUCAAACAAACACACCCGUAAGACGCGCACAUACCACCUCAAAACCUAUCAACCAACACAAGAAACACGUCACGAAGUCACAAUCUCAAUCGCAAAAACACACAACGCACACAACCCAAAAACACACGCUCAACAACAACAAACACAACGGCAACAUCAUCAUCAUUCUCAACAACAACAACAACAACAACAACCGCAAUAUUCCAAAUCACACACAAGACCAAAUUCACGACAGACAACAUGUGGUCUGCACAUCGUACCCAACAAGUCCCAACAAUAAUGGACAAGAGGCAUAGCAGUGCAUCCAUUCACUAUCAGCCAUCUGGAACGACCCAGCAUGCACAAACAAUGCAUAGGGCAGCUGAACGGCUACUAAAACAAAUCAACAAAAUACACAACAAAUCAACAAACAGUAAACACUCUCAAACAUUCCCACACCAAUUCACUCAUUCACACUCUCACCAACACACACACACACACACACACACAAUGGAGUGCAAACACCAUUGUCGAUGAUAAAGCUCCAUGUCUGUCGGUUGUGAUGACAAAGAUUGUAAAUGGCAAACCUGCAUGUGCAACCCGACAAAUUACCCUAUCGCCGCAUCCAUCAUCUCAGCAUACAUCAAAAAUACACUGA